Messenger RNA from Vitrella brassicaformis, 3088 nucleotides. The record is from the annotation of a GenBank genome assembly. NCBI's taxonomy places the organism in Eukaryota, Vitrellaceae.
GGGAAGGGACGGACGUGGAUGUUCACAGCGGGGCCCGCGGCAGAGGUGUCGUUGCAGGACGACACAGCUUGGGUUCAGGAGCGCGGGAUGGAUGUAUGGAUGACUGAAUUGAUGCCCUUUCCGCCGUAUGACGUCGGCAUGGCAUCGGAUGCGAUGUACUUAUGGAUGCCUCAGGCAGAGGAUGAUCAGUCGGCCCAGACCACACCAUCGGGCACCAUGAUUAGCAAGGUAAGUAAGAGAGAUCUGGGUCGGAAUAUGACCCCAUGAGUGAUCAACAGGUUUGCUGGUGUGCUGUGGUGUGCGUUGUUUGAUGCAGUUGUGUACUGACGCUAGUUUGUUGCGCGAGGGCCUCCAGAGGCUGCAGAGGGACGCACAGCAGAGCCGUGAGGCGUGCCAGCGAGAUGGCGGCGGGGUGGCCGAGGCGUUGCUCUCGUCUGUGGUGUCACAAGUGUCCGUUGCUGAGGCCUCGAUGGCCGGUGCAAUGGACUCCCUCACCGCAACGGCGGCCAUAGCCCUCCCGCAGCCAAUGGACGACGUCAGUGCGUCCGCUGCUGCUGCUGCUGCUGCUGCUGUGGCCAUGGAAGCGCCGCCCGAAGAGCCCAAUGCUGAGGUCCGGAGGGAGGGAUGAAUGCGGGGUGGCAUCUGUUCAUUUCUGUGCUGUUGCUGUGUUGCUGGCUGGUGCAGAGUAGUGCUGUGGUAGAGGAGGAGGAGGCCGCCCCGACGCCAUCGUUUCGCCUGGUCCACACGUCGGGGAAACCGCCGCCGAACAGUGGACCGGUAAAAGCAAGACAACAAAGACCGCCCAUACGUGCACGACCCUGUCGACCUCUGUGUGUGAAUGUGUGUCUUGUACAGCCGUCCCUUCGCCUCUCCCCCGAUGAGCUGGCGUGUGUGUUCGGCUUCUACCAGCCCUCAGAGCUGACGCGCGUCGCCACCACGAUCGGCAAGACGGUCUUCGGCUGGGCGGCCAAGCGAUACACCCACCUGACCAUCGACGGCUCGGACAAGGGCGGCGUGCGCCAGCAGUGGGAGCGAAUGCCCCUGGAGGUGGCACACCGGUGGGGCCAGCGGGCCACCAACCUCACACACCUGCACGUCAUCUACAAGAACCAAGCCAGCCGCUGGUGCCGUGGGACCUGGGUGGCGCUGAUCGACGGCAAUGCAGCGGCCAGGAAGGCCAUGAGCCGCGAGAGGGAGGGGCAGUGCGGGGCAGCGGCAGCAGCCAGAGGGCCGGACAGGCCAUCCGCGGCGUCAUCCAUCAAGGUGCUCAGCUUCGAGGAGGACAGCGACGGAGAACCAUACGAUGAGGGUGAGGACGUCUCGUCCGCCCCCCUGCCCCCGUCCCCCUUGCCCGUCGACCUGUCGGUCCUCGAGGAGGUGCACGACAUGCCAUACGCCUGUGCGGCCGUCCGCAUGGGCGACCGCGUGUGGCAGACGCCAUCCAUGCGGGUCAUGACGCUCAAGCAGGACGAGUGCGAUGCUGAGGCCGUGAUGGCAAAGUGGAUGGCGUCGUGCGAGCAUUUGGAGGUGUUUGACGACGGAAGCAUCUUCGAGAUCACGACAGAGCUGCUGACCAUGCCGCCCCCCGGCACCUCCCUCGUCCGCCUGCGGUCCAUGGGCACCCUCAACCUGGACACCGUCGGCACCAUCAAUCCAGGUCGGGUGGCCGACCUGCGGCAGGCCCUUGUGGCGCGGGGAUGUCACAUGUCCCUCCGCGAGCUGCCCAUUGAGGCCACCGAGAUCACGGCUGAGCACAAGGGGCUGCUGCGGGAGGUGCCGUCGCUGUCGGCGGCAGUGCUGCAGCCGGAGGCCCUCAGCCAGCCGCAGGUGGUCAAGAAGGCAGACAAUCUCGAGAUGGAGCUGGAGCUCAUCGAGUGGAUGGCCGAAGAAGCGCCUCAGGUAGCCAAGACACCACGGGCUGCUGCGCCUCAACACCUUCAGGCACAAUUAUCCCCAAUGCGGUCUGUCUGUGUGCCUGCAGGUGCAGAAGCUCGUUCGAGAGUUUGCCGCUGUCACCGAUGUGGUCUUCUACAAGAACGAGCUCACCGACCCCAACGCCGCCGGACACGCGGCCGCAUAUUUCCCCCGCGCCACCACAUUCCGCUGCAAUGCGGGACAGCUGCCGCCGCGGGUGCGGAGCGGCUUGGCCAAGACGGUCGCCAACAUGCCCCAGUGCAACACCAUCGAAUUCGUGGAUAAUCUCGAGGCGCACCAGGAAGCGCCGAAGAAUGCUGUGGCCUUCCUGGAGUCACUCAAGAGGCACAUGGCCACAGGGAAGGGGCCGGGGGCCGGGGAGGGGGGCGAUAGCACCGAGGGGGCGACGGAGCGGAGCCUGUCAGUGCAGAUUGAGGUGUCGGCGAAUGGCAUCUUGCACCACAGCCGGCCGCUGCAGAAGUGGGCGAGCCACGACCUGCCGGCCAUCGACGAGGUCACCGUCUUUGUGAUGGGUAAGCACAGUGGGUAAGCAGGGCCACACGAGGUAGACAGCCCACCUGAGCAGCACACACAUCACAAGCUUUAUGUGUGUUGGCUGCUGUGUGCAGACGGGCUAGAAGAGGACGACUCGAUGGAGGCCUUGUACGGCUCGGUGAUGGCGUCGCUCGUCGGCAUCAUGUCGCGACCCGGUGUGAGCAAGGCGUCCAUUGUCUUCCUGAGUCUUCACGACCUUGGCCAUAUGAGGCGGCUGUUCCAGUCGCAGCUCGCAUGGUUCAACCUGCUGGACACACCAUACACCAUCACCAUGGAGGAGGUCACCAUCACCGUCGAGACGCGCACGUAGACGAUACCACAGCUGGUGAAAGGGAACGAACAGGGCGGACAGAGAGGGCACGUGUGUGCAUCUACUUGGUCGUCUGUUAUGUUUGUGUGUGCGGUUUCAGGUAGCCGUAGACAUCGGCAGCCUGACUGCUGUUGGGGCAUUGGUGGCUGCGGGCGGGGCGGAGGGGAAAACAGCCGAUCGAAUCUCUGUUGUUGAUUGUGGAUAGACACUAAAGGAUAAAUGGACGGAUGGAUGGAUGGGGAUAUGUGUUGCGUGCAGCGGCUGUCAAUGAGUGUGUGAGACCAACUGCUGGAAUAACAUGAAUCCGUG